Messenger RNA from Scatophagus argus, 2572 nucleotides. RefSeq names its product homeobox protein otx5-like. Gene Ontology annotation, cellular component: nucleus. The coding region runs from base 538 to 1428 and encodes 296 amino acids. The record is from RefSeq and is a predicted model, not a curated record. The transcript has 3 exons. Gene Ontology annotation, molecular function: DNA-binding transcription factor activity, RNA polymerase II-specific; RNA polymerase II cis-regulatory region sequence-specific DNA binding. Gene Ontology annotation, biological process: multicellular organism development; regulation of transcription by RNA polymerase II. Lineage: Eukaryota; Metazoa; Chordata; Actinopteri; Scatophagidae.
ACGUCCGUGCGCACCGCAAUUACGCACGACUUGUAUGGACAAACUGUGUGAUUGCACUUGUCUUGUUUAGUUAGUCUGUAUUAUUUUUAGGUGGUGUCUUAAUCUGUUUUGGGCUGAAAUUAGUUGUUGUUGUUCUUCUUCUCAUCUGGAUAGAGAAAGCGUGGCUUAUAGACACGUCCUAUGUGUUUUUACGCGUCAAGUUAACACAGGUGUAAAGGUGCACCUCCGUUACGUGGAGCUGCAGACAGAGCCACAGGUGCCUGGCUCUCCGGCACUCAGUCAGGGGGACAUUAAAAGGUAAUAAAGGACAAGGUCAGCAAGGAAAGAAAAUCAAGAACAACAACUAAGUGACAAAUAACCCAGGGUAGAAGAAAAACAGAGAAAGAGGGAGUGACAGAAAAAAGGAGAGAGAGAGAGACAAAGAGAGAGAGAGAGAGAGACACCCCCUGGAGACUAGCUAGGAGACCCGGCCCCCGGUCUGAGAGAAGGAGAGAGAGAGUGAGGGAGUGAGGGAGUGUUUUAAAGCCGGCAGGAGGCAUGAUGUCCUACAUUAAGCAACCCCAUUACGCCGUGAACGGGUUAACGCUGUCCGGCCCGGGCAUGGAUCUGCUGCAUUCAACCGCCGUUGGAUAUCCCAGCACCCCACGUAAACAGCGUCGGGAGCGUACCACUUUCACACGCGCACAGCUGGACAUACUCGAGGCUCUGUUUGCCAAAACCCGCUACCCAGACAUCUUCAUGAGGGAGGAGGUGGCCCUCAAGAUCAACCUGCCCGAGUCCCGUGUCCAGGUCUGGUUCAAGAAUCGUCGUGCCAAGUGCCGCCAGCAGCAGCAACAGAGCACAGGCCAGUCCAAACCGCGACCCCCUAAAAAGAAGGCUUCCCCUGCACGUGAGGCCAACACUGAAGCCAGUGCCAACCCCACCAAUGGACCCUACAGCCCUCCACCCCCUCCUCCAGGCACCGCCAUCACCCCCAGCUCCAGCUCUGCUAGCGCCACAGUGUCCAUCUGGAGCCCAGCCUCCAUCUCUCCCCUGCCAGACCCCCUGUCUGCCUCCACCACCCCCUGCAUGCAGCGUACCACCACCUACCCCAUGACCUACAGCCAGGCCCCAGCCUAUAGCCAGAGCUAUGCAGGGUCCUCGUCGUACUUCACUGGCCUGGACUGUAGCUCCUAUCUGUCCCCCAUGCACCCACAGCUCUCGGGCACUGGAGGUGCCCUGAGCCCCAUCACAGCCUCCUCAAUGGGUGGGCCCCUCAGCCAGUCCCCCGCCUCGCUCUCCUCUCAGGGCUACACAGCCGCCUCACUGGGCUUUGGAGCCGUCGACUGUCUAGACUACAAGGACCAAGCUGCCUGGAAGCUCAAUUUUAAUGCCACUGACUGUCUGGACUACAAAGACCAGAACUCCUGGAAAUUCCAGGUCUUGUAAAUAACAAUAAGUGGGAGGUUGGGAAGGAAGGGGAUAGGGGUUAGAGGAAGAAGUGAGAAAUCCAAGUAGGGUGAAUAACCUAAGAUUACUUUUGUGUGGUAAGACCUUGGGACACAGAAAUGAAUAAAUCAUAGCAACUGAAGAACUAAUCAGCUGAAACAAAAUCUUCUUUUAUUUCAAAACAAUGCAUGUGGAAGUAAACUGAUCUGUUGAUGCUAAGUAAGAGAUAACAGUCAUGUCUCUAAUAUAAGCAUCAGCCCUGAAAUCGAGGACUGGCUGUGUAAAAACAAAAUCUGCACAAUAAAAUCAAAAUAGUGUGAAAGAACAACAGCUUUAACUCUCCAGCUCGGUGGAUCAGAGGAAAUUGUAGUGAUUUAAAUGCAGUCUAACUAUAUUACUGAUGACAAGAGAAUUGAAAGUGAUAAGCAAAGGAGGGAGGGCACCUGUCACAUGCUGAGUGCGUCCUUUUGACUGAUGACUCACUAGGUUUGGUUUGUACAGUUUUCUCUCUCUGAUUUGUUUGACAGAGCUGGAACUGCUUGACUGACCUUGACUGAAAGCACAUUUAAAGCAGAGCUUACUUUUUGAAAAUUGCCGCAGCACAACAGUUCAGUGACAAGCCUACUGCAUAGACGGCCUUGAUGUCGAUGUGUUAAGGCACAAGAGCUGAUGAGGGCCCAAGCUCAUAUUUAUUUCUUCCUUUUAGACUUUGUCUUGUAUUUUAUGGGAUGUAUUUCUUUUAUAAAGCUGCUUUUCAUCAGCGAGCUGACUCGAAAAGCUCAACUAGCCCCACCUGACAUCUUACAGAGUUGUUUUCACAGGAUGGCCACUAAUUUAACACCAUGAGAAAAAUCUUAAGCACACAGAAGCUGAUGAUUCCCAGUAGCCUUCUAUGAUACUGACCCUCUGCUGCCGUGUGUGAAAGAGCAGAGGGUGUAGAAGUUGGUCACUGAAGUGACUGCAGUAUAAACCUGUUGCCUUUGAGCAUGGUUGAAAUCAUUGGCAGAAUGGCUCGUGUAUUGUUAGUUUAUUAUCAUUAUACUUGUAGUAUGAUGACAGUAAAGCUUAUUGCGAUUUCGAUUCUGAUUAGGAUCACUCCCAGACAGUUUGGGCAACAAUGCUCUCAUUGUGGCUAAUGGCAGCA